This is a messenger RNA of Volvox carteri f. nagariensis, 1029 nucleotides long. RefSeq lists its product as uncharacterized. The record is from RefSeq and is a predicted model, not a curated record. The transcript has 7 exons. The coding region runs from base 1 to 1029 and encodes 342 amino acids. Gene Ontology annotation, cellular component: bub1-bub3 complex; kinetochore; mitotic checkpoint complex. Gene Ontology annotation, molecular function: ubiquitin binding. Gene Ontology annotation, biological process: mitotic spindle assembly checkpoint signaling. Lineage: Eukaryota; Viridiplantae; Chlorophyta; Chlorophyceae; Chlamydomonadales; Volvocaceae.
AUGGCUGCUGCAGCGGCUUAUCUUGGGGAGCCUGUGGAGGCGCCACCGGCAGAUGGCAUUUCACGUGUCAUAUUUAGCCAAACGAGUGACUUGUUGCUUGCAUCAUCAUGGGACAAGAGUCUACACUUGUACGACGCAGUCACGCGUCGUCCUCGGGCGUCGUACUCGCACCACGCACCCUUGCUGGACUGCUGCUUCGAAUCUGAUAACGCUGUCUAUGUGGCAGGCCUAGAUGGACAAGUCAAGCGGUUUGACGUCCAGACCUCCAGUGGGACGGUGCUCGGAACUCACGCAAAGGCGGUCCAAUCAGUCAUCUUCCUGCACGGGCCAGGCUUGCUGGUGAGCGGCAGUUGGGACCAGGGGAUGCGCUUGUGGGACCCACGGAUUGCUCCCAGCCAGAACUGCGUGUCUUCAGUGGCGCUGCCUGGCAAGGUCUACGCGAUGUCGGCGGGGAGGGAGCGGCUGGUGGUGGGUACCUCGGGGAGGCACGUGCUCAUCUACGACAUACGCAGGUUGGCUGGUGGCCAGGGCCCCGAGGCUCUUGAGCAGCACCGCGAGUCGUCGCUCAAGUUCCAGACCCGUUCGCUUGCGGUGUACACGGACGGGCGGGGAUAUGCCCUGGGUUCGGUGGAGGGCCGGGUGGCCAUGGAGUUCUUCGAUGCAGCGGAUGCGCAGGCCAAUAAGUACGCGUUUAAGUGUCACCGGCGGAACGAAGGCGGCAAGGACACCGUGUACCCCGUGCACUCCAUUGCCUUCCACUCCGGGUACGGCACCUUCGCUACCGGCGGUGGCGAUGGCGUCAUCUGCAUUUGGGACGGUGAAAACAAGAAGCGCCUCUUCCAGACGGCCCGCUAUCCAACCUCGGUAGCCUCCAUGUCCUUCUCGCGGACCGGCGAGAUGCUCGCGGUGGCGGCGUCCUACGCGUACGAACAGGGCGAGCGCGACCACCCUCCGGACGCAAUUUACUUGCGGGCGGUGCAGGACGUGGAGGUUCGGCCUAAGGCACGGAAGCCGCCGGCAGCAUCGUGA